This is a messenger RNA of Coturnix japonica (Japanese quail), 4774 nucleotides long. The record is from RefSeq and is a predicted model, not a curated record. NCBI's taxonomy places the organism in Eukaryota, Metazoa, Chordata, Aves, Galliformes, Phasianidae.
GAGAGCCGCGCGCGACUCUUCCUUUCCCCGCCCCGCCCCCUCCUCAGUCGCGCGCGCUCCUCCCGACGUCGCCGGCGUGCUGACGUCAUCGCCGCGUCAACGUCAUUGCGUCGCGGGACGCCGGCGGCCGGACCCGCAGCCAUUUGGAGGAAGUUGGGGAAGCUCCAAACCGGCACUGGAAGGUGGAAGGAGAGGACAGUCGCCGCCCCGCGUCACCCCAAGAGCUUGCGUCCCCCCCGCGUGCCAGCUGGGCCCUGGGGGAACCAUGUCUGCGGGGGGGGCUCCCCAGCACCCGGCUCCUGCACGAGGGAAAGGCCAAGGAAGCGCUCAGGGUGCCAUGAUGCUGCCAAGCACUUCUGUGUGCGGUGAAAACCCAGAGAACAGAGAAAACCAAACCGAACCAAACCAGAAAAGCGAUGGCCAGCUGCUGAAACGCCUCUCCUCUCUCCUGGAGCAGCCUGCCCACAUCCUGAACCUGCUGCCUUACCCCAGGCUGAACGAGGUGCCCAGGGCUGGACAUGAGCUGGGUUCUGCGGGUGCAGAGAUCCCCUCUGACCCCUGCACAGGCUACAGAUUUUUCAAGCCCGGUGGCUUGUUCGGUAUUAAACAGUUGGAGGAGCCGUUCCCUGAAGGCCAGCAGAUGCAGGAGGACAGCAAGAUCCUCGUGAGCCCCUGUGCAGUUGAGCCUGUCCGAACAAACAAGGUGGAGCAGCCUGAUGAGAAGCCCGGGGUUGCUGCAGGCUCUUUGGAGCUGUACCCCACUGGUGCCAGCAGCUCUGGCCGCUGGUUCCAUGGCGGGCAGCGCGCACCUGAGCGGGCAGGCACGGAGCGGGACGGCGCAGCCAGCCUCAGCCCGCUGCCCUCCAGGGUGGGCUGCUGGGUGCCCCAGCUUGGCAACGGCCCCUUCCGCUGUGCCCAGUGUGGGAAGGGCUUCCGUCAGAAGCAGAGCCUCAUCACUCACGAGAGGAUCCACACCGGGGAGAAACCCUACAGGUGCGGGGACUGCGGGAAGAGCUUCAGCCAGCGCCCCAACCUGCUGACCCACCGCCGUGUGCAUACUGGGGAACGCCCCUUCCCCUGCACGCAGUGUGGCAAGAGCUUCAGCCAGAAGGCCAACCUCCUGGCCCACCAGCGCAUCCACGCCGCCAAUGAGAAGGCGCUGGCGGGGGGGGAGCAGGAGGACGGUGGCUCUGGCAAACCGAAGCUGCGGGCUACGCAGCGCAGCUACCAGGAUGACACCCCUUUUGUGUGCCCCGAGUGUGGGAAGAGCUUCCGGCAGAAGCCCAACCUCAUCACGCACCGGCGCAUCCACACGGGCGAGCGGCCCUUCACCUGCUUCCUGUGUGGCAGGAGCUUCAACCAGAAGACCAACCUGGUGACACACUACCGUGUGCACACCGGGGAGCGCCCCUUUGCCUGCACCCAGUGCGGCAAGCGCUUCACCCAGAAAACCAACCUCGUGACACACCAGAGCACCCACACUGAUGUCCGCCCCUACCCCUGCGGGCAGUGCCAGAAGUGCUUCAAGGACAAAGUGUCCCUUAAAGCCCACCAGAAGACACAUGCACCACGCCAGCGGAGGUGCCCAGGACGGGCUCCGGCUCCCACCCUGCCCUUUGGGGCUGCGCCUACACUGCUGCAGCCAGGCAGCCUGGAGCAAGAGGCUCCUUUCAGCUCCAUGCCACCGCUGCCUGUUCAGAAGAUCCCUGAAGGCCAAGAGCUAUACUCGUGCACGGAGAAGGGUUUUCCCUCAAAGGAGCAGCUGCUGCCCGCGCAACAGGCCCCGCUGGGGGAGCAGGCCUUCCCCUGCGUGCAGUGUGGAGAAGGGUUUUGCCCCAAGGUGACUCUGCUCCGGCCACAGCACGGCCCCGCUGCUGAGGCUCCUGCUGGCUGCACUGCAGGCUUCAGCCCCGGUCCACACCUCCUGGGGCACCUGGGGGUGCAGCCUGUCCUUGGGGAUGGCACUGCCCCCACACCGCCCACCCCCGGAGCGGAGAAGCCCUUCAUCUGCAAUCAGUGUGGCAACAGCUUUGGCCUGUGGAUCUCCCUUGUUGCUCACCAGAAGACUCACGUGGGGCAGAAGUCCUACCAGUGCCCUGAGCAUGACAAGAGCUCUGGAGAUGAGCUGUCCACCAAAUCUCCCCAGGAGAAGGACAUGGAGGGGAGAGCCUGGCUGUGCCCCGAGUGCGGGAGAAGCUUUGUACAGUAUGAUCGCUUGUUAAAGCACCGCCAGAACCACCGGGGCCGGGGUCCUUACCGCUGUGACGUCUGCGGGAAGAGGUUCAGCCUGAAGACCAACCUGGUGACUCACCAGCGCAUCCACACCGGUGAGCGGCCCUUCACCUGUGGCGUCUGCGGCCGCCGCUUCAACCAGAAGGGCAACCUGGUGACACAUUACCGCACGCACACCGGGGAGCGACCCUUUGCCUGCACCCAGUGCGGCAAGCGCUUCGCCCAGAAGCCCAACCUCAUCGCCCACCAGAAGACCCACUCGGGCAGGCAGCCCUUCACUUGUCUAGAGUGCCCCAAGCGCUUCAAGAGCAAGCUCUCCCUCCGGGUCCAUCAGCGCGUGCACGUGGUGGAGCAGCCCCAGAGUGAGCCGGGCCCCGGCCAGACACCGCCCAGCCUGCAGAGCCACCCCGGCAGCCCGUACCCCUGCUCACUCUGCGGGGAGGCCUUUGAGGAGCAUGGCGAGCUGCAACUGCACCGGCAGGGCCACGCUGGCGAGCGGCCGCACGCCUGCGCUGAGUGCGGCAAGCGCUUCCGACAGAAGGUGAACCUGGCUGUACAUCAGAGGACCCACACCGGGGAGCGGCCCUUCCAUUGUGCUGAGUGCGGGAAGGGCUUUAGCCAGAAGGCUCACCUCCUCCGGCACCGCCGGACGCACACCGGUGGUGUGCCACCCUCCUGCUGCGAGGGGACCUGCCCAGCGCACCGCGAGGAGACAGAUGCCAAUGCUGCCCUGGGGAAGGGCCCUGCACCGCCUGGCACACUGCUGCCUCCCUGCUCCCGUGGAGCUGUGCAGGGAUCACUGCCACGGGAAGAGCUACGGCCAGGAGCACCGCCUGGCCCGAACAGAGCAGAGAGCCCAUCUGGGGCUGCAGACAUCCUUCUGCAGCUGAUGCAGGAAGAGCAGCACCUAGUGUCUGGCUCGCAGCACCCGCCGGAGGCACCCGCGGGGCAGUGCCCCUGCAAGUGCUCCGAGGGUGGGGAAGGGCUGGGUGGGAAGCCCAGCCUGCAGCCACAGUGCUGCUGUGCUGACUGUGUGACCCAGAGGCAGCUGCUGCUGAAGCCCCAGCAUGACUGCCGUGCUGAGAUCUGGUGCAAGUACAGUGGCUGCAGCAGAAGCUUUGAGGACAAGAGAGUCCUGAGAGUGCCUGAGAGAGCACACAGCGAAGAGAAAACCUCGCCGUGCCCCAGCUGCUUGUCCGGGCAGCGUGCGCCCAUGACGGACCUGGCAUCGCCCGCGGGCGAGAACACCUUCACCUUCCCCAGCGGCGCUGAGGAGGGCUUCGGGGAUGAGAAGGCGCUGGUGAUCCACAGCCAGGCGGAGGAGGAGGCGGCGGGGAAGGAGUUCAAGUGCAUCCUGUGCGGGGAGUGCUUCGGGCAGCAGCCCAGCCUCACCCGGCACCAGAAGCACCACGCUGGGGAGCGGGCCUUCAUCUGCGCCGAGUGCGGCAAGGCCUUCAGCCUCAAGCACAACCUCAUCAUCCACCAGCGCAUCCACACCGGGGAGCGGCCCUACCAGUGCGACGUGUGCCAGAAGAGCUUCAGCCUGAAGCAGAACCUGCUCACCCACCAGCGCAUCCACAGCGGCGAGAAGCCCUUUUCCUGCGGGAGCUGCGGGAAGCGCUUCCGUGAGCAGCGCUUCCUCCUCAACCACCAACGCACCCACAGCGACGACCGACCCGGGGCCACUGGCGCCGCCGCCUGCAGCCGCUCACCGGGCUCAGAGGCGCAUGAAGAAGCCGGUGGUCCCACUGCAGCAGGCGGCUCCUUCUCCUGCACCCGCUGCGGGAAGGGCUUCAGCUGCCGGAGCAGCCUGGCCGCACAUCAGCGCACCCACAGCGGCGAGCGGCCCUUCAUCUGCGCCGAGUGCGGGAAGAGCUUCAGCCAGAAGGGCUCCCUGAAGCUCCAUCAGCGCACCCACAGGGCUGAGAACGCCCUCACGUGAGCCCCUCGCCCCGGGACCCCCGCCCAUGGCUGCCCCGUGGGGCUCUCUGUGCCCUGAGCCCCCCCACAGCAUUGCUCUGUGGCUCCCAGCGCUGCGUGGGGGCUCAGGGCUGCUGGGCAUCUCGGUGGGCGCUGUGCCCUCGGUGCUGGUGUGACAGCGUGGUCAGUGCCAGCUCUGCCUGGGCACCCCCAGGCACCCACCGUGCUCCCUCCAGGAGCUGCUCUCCUGAUCACCACGAGGUCACUCCCAUCAGCUGCCCCUGCUCCUCACCUCAGGCACUCGAGGGCUGCUGGGCGCCUGUUGGGUUCCUGCCCUCCCCCCCCUCCCCCCCUGGGGCACAGGGAGGAGCUGAGUGAGGUGGCCGCCUCUGGUAAUGGCUGAGUUCCCUGGGGGGUUUCCUCCCCUCCACUCCCAGCACCUCUGCACUGCAGCUGGGUGCACACCGGGCCUGCAGGUGGAACCCCCGAGUGAGGAAGGGUGGGGAGGUUUCCCCACAGCACUGCUGUGUGCGCCCCGUGCCCCCCGUCUACCCCAUCCCCUCCGUACACCCCAUCCCCCAUCCGGGCUGGUGCUGCUGCAGCGUUGCAGAGAGCCCUGAGA